This is a messenger RNA of Ailuropoda melanoleuca (giant panda), 333 nucleotides long. RefSeq names its product kinesin-like protein KIF13A. The record is from RefSeq and is a predicted model, not a curated record. The transcript is spliced from 2 exons. NCBI's taxonomy places the organism in Eukaryota, Metazoa, Chordata, Mammalia, Carnivora, Ursidae. Bases 40 to 318 code for a protein of 92 amino acids.
AUUAGAAAGUCAGCUAUCUCUGGUUUCUUUUUCAAGGCUAUGAAGGCCCCUGAACUGAAAGAGAAGCUUGAGGAGUCUGAAAAGCUGAUCAAAGAGCUAACAGUGACUUGGGAAGAGAAGCUGAGGAAAACAGAAGAAAUCGCACAGGAGAGACAGCGACAACUCGAAAGUAUGGGGAUUUCCCUGGAGACGUCGGGCAUCAAGGUGGGGGACGACAAGUGCUACUUAGUCAACCUGAACGCGGACCCUGCUCUCAACGAACUUCUGGUUUAUUAUUUAAAGGUACGGGAGCCUAUAAAUAGACAGUCGCAAUCCUGAUUCAUUCACGUACAA